Molecule: messenger RNA, 1762 nt
Organism: Papilio machaon (common yellow swallowtail)
Lineage: Eukaryota; Metazoa; Arthropoda; Insecta; Lepidoptera; Papilionidae
Exons: 12
Coding region: 85-1635 (516 amino acids)
Molecular function (GO): sequence-specific DNA binding
Source: RefSeq, a predicted model, not a curated record
UGUCAAUAAAAUGAAUAUUUCUCUUUCUUAAAAUGAAUAAUAAUAACAGAAACGAUGUUUAGUUUUUAAAUACCAAAUACAAAAAUGGUUCGUUGUUGUGUUUUAGGGUGUAGAAAUCGAAGUGAGCGGAAAUAUGAGAAUAUAACUUUUCACUCAUUUCGUAAAGGCGACGUCAUGAGAAACAGAUGGAUAGCAUUUACUGGUAGAAAAAAUUGGAAACCAAGUAAAUGCGACCGUAUAUGUAGUAAGCAUUUUGAAAGCUUUUGUUUUCAUAAAACUAAAUUCAAGGUUAACUUAAAAACAAAUGCUGUACCAACACUAUUUAAAUAUCGCAUUGCAAAUUCUAUUCAAUAUAGAUAUUCGGGGUAUAAAAAUAAUGAACUACUAUUGAAGCCGACAACUAUAACACAAGUUUCCAGUCAUAAAAAAAAAUUGACUGGUGUAAAGGAGGUAAGAAAGAAAAUCUCAAAGUCAUCUCAAUUAGGAAAAACUGGAAAGGUAGAAACUUAUCUUCAUAUAAACAAAAGUCGAGAGGUAGUUACAAAGUUCGAUGAAGAUGAUGAAGAGACAGACGAUGCUUUAACCGAUUGGAGUUACAAGGAUGACGAUAUAGAAUCCACCAUCGAACCAACGAAAAAAAAAUUGUCUGGUGUAAAGGAGGUAAAAAAGAAAAUUUCAAAAACAUCUCAAUUAGGAAAAACUGGAGAAGUAGAAACUUAUCUUCAUAUAAACAAAAGUCGAGAGGUAGUUUCAAAGUUCGAUGAAGAUGAUGAAGAGACAGACGAUGCUUUAACCGAUUGGAGUUACAAGGAUGACGAUAUAGAAUCCACCAUCGAACCAACGUCUUCUCUUCAUACAACUUUCAUAAUAAAAGACGAAGUAUUGGAACCUGAAGAACAAUUUCCACACAACGAGUUAACCUUUAAAUGUGACGUUGAAGAUAGUGAUCUAUUUGAUACUAAGGAUUCUACAAAGAAUACUACCAAUGCAGCUUUUUCUGAUGCCUUGGAAUUGUGGCAUUGUCUAAAUGUAAAUAUGUCAACUACAAAUUCAUUGGAGAAUGGUGAGGACUUAGAAAAUGUGGCAUUGGUACGAAUGGAAGAUGUACAGCCAGAUAGAAGUGUUGAAGUGACAAUAACGCGUACCGAAGGUGACGAAAGUAAUGAUAAUAGUUGUAGUUCGACCGAAGAUGAGGAAUCGAAUACUGGCAGUAUAGUAUCAGUUAAAUAUGAAGAAGUGAUUGACUGUACGGAAAACAGUAAUCAUUCUGAACAGAUUGAAUCUAAUACAGACCCACUUAAAUUGGAUGACGAACCAAAAACCAAAGAGUCGGAUCAAUGGCCGACAUUAGAAAUACUGCCAGGUGGUGUUAUAAAGAAUGCUGACAGAUAUGAAGAUGAUUUAUUUACAUGUCAAUUGGAAGAUGAUAAUAAAAAUGAUGUUGCCAUGUACGCGUGUGCUAUUUGUUCGGAAAGUUUUGAUGAAUUAAUGACACUUAGCCUUCAUGUAAGAGAUCAUGAACAAGAAAAGAAAAGACAAAAUAACAAACUUAGGUAUUUAGAGAGCAAAAAAAAUGCUAGCAAAAGAAAAAUAAUAGACAUAACUUCGGAAAGCAAGGUGCCAAAGAAUGCCUAGCUUAAAAUAUUGUGUAUUGUGCACAACAUCUAGCUAAAUAAUACGGAAAAUGCGUCCGGGACUAGCCUUCAAUAUAUUUUUUUGUAUAUAAACAAACAAAUUAUAUGUUAAAUAUGUACAUGGUUAU